UGGAGGCGCAUGCGCAUAGCCCCAACACCUUCUCCUUCCCUCCCUCCCUCUCCAGCCUUUUCCUUCUGUAAAACUUUUUUUUUUCCCCUAAACAUUUUCAGAGAACUCGGCGCUGAAAGGAGCCUGGAGAGAUCGAGCGCGAGAGACAGAGAGACAGGGAGACAGGCACAGGGAGAGAGAGACAGACAAGCAGACAGACAGAAAGAGACGCAGAGAGACCGGCCAGGAGAGAGGUGGGAGGGCAGAGCAGACCAUCUCCCUCCUUCCGUGCCCAGGGAUCUUGAAGUUGGUGCUGCAGCCGCGGCAGUUCGGGCAGCAGCAGCGGCGGCGGCGGCGGCUGCAGCAGCAGCAGCAGCAGCAGCGGCAGCAGCAGAGGUAGCGGCAGCGGCGGCGCCUAGCCCACGGAGCCAGCGCCGGAGCGCGGCAGCCACAGGAGCUGCCGCCGGACACGCCGCCACCCAGCGCUUGCGCUUCCCUUCCUCCUCCUUCUCCCCGGCCAACGGCGGGGUCCCCGCGGCUUGUGCCUGAAGCCCCCGGAGAGCCGAGCUGCCAGAGAUCGCGGAGCCCCGCCCCCACCCCUGGCCUUUAGUCCCGGUUUUCUUCAUCUGCGUUUUGAGAAAAUAACUAUAACAACCAGGAGGAGGAAAGAGGGGGCAAUUAAAAAGAAGAAGGGGGGGUAGACUUUUCCCACUGGCCACCCCAGGGCCACGGGUCCCAGCCCUUGAGAAGCCGAGCUGAGUUCACCUUUGUAACUUUUUCUUGGGACUCCUUUCCGAAAGUCGCCCCAAAAUGAAAGGACCGAAGCAGGGGGCGUCUCAUCAUCCUCGGACUGUUGCGGUUCUUGCUACAUCUCCAGAAGAAAAGCCCGGCGUGCCCGAUUGUUGGGUCGCGUAAAAUCUCUCUGUGUGUGUGUACACACAAACGUGCACACGGACACACAGAAGCGCGCGCGCCCGCGCGGGUCCACACACACACACACACACACACACACACACACACACACACACACACACACACAUAUACACACUCGGCGCGGCCCAAGGGACUAGAGCUCCGGUGCGAAUGGUUCGGCCCCAGAACCGGGGAAGAGUCCUAGGGGAAGACAGAAGUGCCUGAAGCCAACGCAAACCGCGGUGGAGACCCGGGGCACCUGGGUGCAAGGAUCGCUGCCCUCGGGGCAAGUGUGUGUCGUGGGGGCGGGCGGGCGGGGAAGCGGGGGUCUCGCCCCCUCGUGAAAGCCUCUUUUUUUGUAUUUGUUGUAAAGUGUUUCGCACAAUCACGCCCACAUUUGGGGUUGGAAAGCCCUAAUUACUGCCAUCUCUGAUGGACGUUGGGAACCCAGCCAUCAGAAGAGCGCAGCUCGGCUCCCCAGUCGCCAAGGCGCUAGCGCAGGACCCAGCUCUCUCUCCGCCCGCCUGGCUGCCAGCGUCGGGCCCGGACUUUCUCCGCACCCCGAGCUCGAGGGCUACCCCAGCGGCCCCGGACGCGGUGCUGGACAACCAAGGCCCCACGGCCAGCACUCUGGGCUCCGGCGCGAACUCCCGCUGGCGCUGCAGCUGCUCCCGCAGCCGGCCGGCCCUAUUUCCGAGGAGGACACCCGCCUUGGACUGUGUUGUCCCGCCUGGCCCAACGCCGUUCAACUGGGGAUUCCUGGGUUGCUCACCCUGAGCUGGGGACUUCCAGCCAUCGCCAGCCCCCUUUCCCCCUGAGCCAUGGAGAAGGCGCUUGGAAUAUUGGUCCACCAGGGAGGUACUCUGGGAUCGGCGGGCACUGCCACUGCGAUGCCUUCGAAGUUGUCUCUAGUGGCCUUGGCCAUCUUCGUCUCUGUUACCCAAGUUGUGAUAGAGGCCAGCUCGUGGUGGUCAUUAGGCAUGAAUAACCCUGUUCAGAUGUCAGAAGUCUAUAUCAUAGGAGCUCAACCCCUGUGUAGCCAACUGGCAGGACUUUCUCAAGGCCAGAAGAAACUCUGUCAUCUCUAUCAAGAUCACAUGCAAUAUAUUGGAGAAGGAGCAAAGACGGGCAUUAAGGAGUGCCAGUACCAAUUCCGACACAGACGCUGGAACUGUAGCACUGUGGAUAACACGUCCGUUUUCGGAAGGGUCAUGCAGAUAGGGAGCAGGGAGACAGCCUUCACGUACGCGGUCAGCGCGGCCGGAGUGGUGAACGCCAUGAGCCGGGCCUGCAGGGAAGGCGAACUGUCCACCUGUGGCUGCAGCCGGGCCGCCCGGCCCAAGGACCUGCCCCGGGACUGGCUCUGGGGAGGUUGCGGGGACAACAUCGAUUACGGGUACCGCUUUGCCAAGGAGUUUGUGGAUGCUCGGGAGAGGGAGAGGAUCCACUCGAAGGGCUCCUACGAGAGCGCCCGCACCCUGAUGAACCUGCACAACAACGAAGCCGGGAGGAGGACGGUCUUUAACUUGGCAGAUGUGGCCUGCAAGUGCCAUGGGGUGUCCGGUUCCUGCAGUCUGAAGACCUGUUGGCUGCAGCUGGCUGAUUUCCGGAAAGUUGGGGAUGCCCUGAAGGAGAAAUACGACAGUGCUGCUGCUAUGAAGCUCAACAGUCGGGGCAAACUGGUGCUAGUGAAUAACCGCUUCAAUAUCCCCACAACCCAGGACCUGGUCUACAUCGACCCGAGCCCAGACUACUGUGUGCGCAACGAGAGCACAGGGUCCCUGGGCACGCAGGGCCGUCUCUGCAAUAAGACCUCGGAAGGCAUGGAUGGCUGUGAGCUCAUGUGCUGCGGCCGAGGCUAUGACCAGUUCAAGACGGUACAGACAGAACGCUGCCACUGCAAAUUUCAUUGGUGUUGUUAUGUCAAAUGCAAGAAAUGCACUGAGAUCGUGGACCAGUUUGUGUGCAAAUAGCGGGGUUGCUGCCUCCUGCAGGGGGGCGCCCUCUCCACCCCAGGACCAUCUCCACUUUAUUUAUAGAGCUCAAUGAUGUCCUCCCUUCUCCCCACACCCCCAAACCCCAGUUGCAAAUAGAAGCAACUAGAACCAUUUUCUGCUCCCCAUCCAAGAACUAUGUGGUUUACUAUUGUUAUUAUUAUUAUUAUUGUUAUUAUUAUUAUUAUUUGGCAAAAAAUGAGGGGGAGACCAAGGAAAUAUUUAUUUUAUGGGGAAAAGGUGGAAAUGAGACUUCUGAUAGUGUAGAAGGAGGGGGAAUCAAACCUAUCCUAACAUGGAACACAGCUCACAGAUAGAAGGGAAAGAAAAAGGAAGCUUCAUCUCCUGGUGUCUCCUUCCUUUGCUCUGAGACUCCUUGCUCACUCACUAGAAUCCAGAUGGGACACAGUGGAUGGAGGGCACCUCUGGUGACUUAGGAUCCUUAGCCAAAUGGAAUCGUUGCCCGUUAGAGAUCCCUGAGAAACCCCACCACAGGCGCCAUGAGACCAGCGUUUGACUUGGGAUGGGGGGGUUGCAAACUCUUUCUUCUUUUCCAAGGGGGACAGCCUUGAAAUGGAGCAGAGAAGACCUAGCAUCUCUCAGGGGGACACGGUGCCUGAUGGGUAUUUUCGUUCCAGCUGCCUAACACGUUUUGUCAUUGAACAACUUUGGUCUGAUCUAGGAGAGGGAAGGUGAAAUAAAUACCUUUAAUGCCAAGAGCAGGUCAAUAGUUUGAAACCCUGUAAAUAAAUCCCAUUUGUGAGAUGGAAGAGACUCCCCCCAACCUCCAGGAAUCGUAUGUUUUUCCAAGGGCAUCUUCUCUCCUCCCCUUUUUUUAAUUUAAAGGAAAAACAAAGCAUUUCCCUUAGAAGCACCUGGUUAACAAGUAACAGAUAGGAGUGGAACAAGCAAGAAUUGCAAUGUCCCACCUGGCCCAAGCUCGCCAGAAGGCCUCUGUCCCGUGGCCCACAACUGGGAUGGCCCUGCCAGAAAAAGUCAUUUCCGAAAACCGGUUUCCCCCUGAUCCGACCCCCAGCCCUCCCUGAUCCUGGGCUGUGAUCGCUGGCCGCCUUCCCCAAAUGCAACUCUGCAUCUCUCCCCUGUGAUUUUUACAAGAGGAAAUGAAUCAUGUGGGCCACCUUCUGAGAACUCUGGAUUCCUGGUGGACUUUCUGUAAAGAGUCUUAUUUGGAGGAGACGAGAGUUUUAGAUUUGAAUGAUUUUUAUGUGGCUCAUUCCCUUCAAGGAGGUGUUACAGCAAUACACGUUAUGACUGUGUUUAGAAAAUACCUUCUUACCUCUUGGAAUAGCCUGCAGGUAGACAGACAGACACUCCAGGGAUUCAGAUAGGAACUGAGCAGCGGCGUGGAGGUGGGGAAUGUGGUCUGAUGGUUCCUUAUAUCGCAAAGUUUUUUUUUGUACAUAAUAUAUAUAUAAUAUACAUAUAUAAAUAUAAAUAUAUCUUAAUACAGCCAGUGAUCAGAACUUUUACCAGCUUUCUGUGGGGCUACUUCUCUAUCUUUGGGCAACGGAGGCCUUGUUGUAGUAGAAAGCAGUCAGGGUUGUUAUGGUGAAGGUUUUCUGAGUUGGACUCCUAGAUGUAAUGAGGUCACACCCAAGUGCUCUUUCCUAGGGUUUGGGGUGACAUAAGCUCUCAUUGGUUGGAAGACGUCUCUCGCCAUCUUCCCUGAUCCUGUCCCCUGUUUCCUUUCCAUUUCCUAAGAGGGCACGACUAAAGAGCAGAGUCUCCAGUGUCCUGGAUUUGUCCCUUUUAUCCAUGUAUGUCUUAAAAUGGAAAUCGAACUUGGACACUUCUUGGAAAUUGACCCAAAAAACAAUGACAAACCCAGCUCAGAGCAUAUCUGUGGUUGUUUUUAAAUCCCUCUUGCAACCCCAGUCCACCCAGUCUGGCCGUCACUGUUGAGUGCCCACUGCGCCCUGCUCUGACCCAUAGUCCUGAGAGACGAUUAUUCUCUGGUACCAACGCUGGUGGCAUUCCUGUCUUUUCCCUCCUUCCUCAGGUUCUGAAACCACACUUUCUCGCUGUUAAUUUAUUGUACGAGGACCGUUUAUUGCUGAAGAUUGUUAACCAAAUCUCUUAAAGCAGAAAAGCACCAGUUUGUUGAAGAUGUCUUUUUGGGGUGUCUUUUCCUCCGUGAUAGAGGUCCCCUUAGGAUUUUUUUUAAAUUUGGGGGUGAUCACGUUCUCGAAUGGAGCUGAGCGGAACUAUCCUAGCUGUUAAAGAAUAUUCAUGUGAAAUAUUUUCCUGGUCUUUCAGAUGCUCUGUAAAUCUCUUCCCUGUCCUCUCUUUUGUACAUUUAAUGUACAGAUUUCUGCCUUGUGUGAUUUGUAAAUUUCUCUGGUCUAAGAUACAAGCAAUGAAAGAUUCCGGCGGCGGUGAUGAAAGCUAGACUAUAAAAUAAAGCAUUGGUUGUAUGUUGGUAA
Molecule: messenger RNA, 5329 nt
Organism: Monodelphis domestica (gray short-tailed opossum)
Lineage: Eukaryota; Metazoa; Chordata; Mammalia; Didelphimorphia; Didelphidae
Gene: WNT5A
Product: Wnt family member 5A
Biological process (GO): canonical Wnt signaling pathway; neuron differentiation; multicellular organism development
Cellular component (GO): extracellular region
Molecular function (GO): cytokine activity; frizzled binding
Source: RefSeq, a predicted model, not a curated record